This is a messenger RNA of Morchella importuna, 345 nucleotides long. RefSeq lists its product as uncharacterized. Bases 1 to 345 code for a protein of 114 amino acids. The transcript is spliced from 3 exons. The record is from RefSeq and is a predicted model, not a curated record. Lineage: Eukaryota; Fungi; Ascomycota; Pezizomycetes; Pezizales; Morchellaceae.
AUGACCUUGGAGGUUGUUGUGGUACUGCUCUACCCUUGGAGAGACAGCUGCUUCGCGCUGUUCACUUCUAUCAAGUCGAAGGUUGGUUGGUGGAUGGACGUGUUCAUUGAGGAUAUCGGUUCUUUCGUUGCGUUUCCGAGAAUCUUCCAUAAUCUCUUCGAAAUUGUCGAAGUGAAAAAGUCCAGGGCUUGGCAGAUUGAGAGGCAGGAGAGUGCCAGAACCAAUAAUAAGGAUCAACUGGUCAGGACGUAUAAUUUGGGUUCAAAGGCUGAACUUCAUAAAUUUGAAAUGACAAUGUUAUUUAUUGCUCACAAAUUUUCAAACAUGCACUCAAACGAGCCAUGA